AUGGAUGUAGCAUCAGUUCUAUCAAAUGUCGCCAAGAUACAGAAUAUCCUCAAGCUGCUGACGUUUCUACAGCUGACGACAUAUUUAUGGCCACCAGAAGCUACUGUAAAAGGUGAAGUAGUACUGAGGAUCAUAUACGAAGAGACCUAUGGAGAAUCAGCUGAUUUCGUUAUCAUUGGAGGUGGAACUGCUGGAAGCAUUAUUGCAAGUUAUUUAGCAAAAUAUGAAAACAUCAGCGUCUUAGUCAUAGAAGCUGGUGGCAUGGGUGAAUAUGAAACUCAGCAACCGGGACUAUUUACAUAUCUGAGAAACACAGAAUAUGACUGGCAGUUUAGAAUAGAACGCGAUGUGACGAUGAAACCUAGAGAUAAAAGAGUAAUACAGCAAGGGAAAGUGCUUGGUGGGUGCUCUCAAGUAGGAUUUCUGGGUUAUGGCAUUGGACACCCUAGAGACUACGAGAGAUGGGCAGCCAUAACAAACGACAGCUCCUGGAAAUUAGAAAAUCUCUAUCCUCUUAUCAAAAGAACAGAAAAAGUCACAGACGAAACCAUUCUUAAUUCAUCAGAUGUCGCCUUUCACGGUACAGAAGGCAAACUGCGUAUCAAACAAUACCAUUCUGGGAUAAAUGAUGGAUUCUUCGAAGCGUAUAAAGAACUGGGUAUCAACGUUAUUAACGAUUUCAAUUCAAAUCAUACAUUCGGCUAUACUAAUGGUUACUUCACUAUUGGACAGGGUAACAGACAAAGUACUGCUUAUUCCUUUUUGAGUCCAGAAAGGGAUAACCCCAAUUUAAGAGUCUUAUACCACUCCGUAGCAGCAAAGAUAAUUUUCGAUGAAAACAAACGUGCUGUUGCAGUGAGAGUCCUUGCAAAGGAUAAGAAGUAUAUAACUAUAAAUGUGAAAAAGGAGGUAAUCGUUACUGCCGGUACUUUUAAAUCUCCCCAAUUGCUCAUGCUUUCUGGCAUUGGACCAAGACGGCACUUGGAGCGCAAAAAAAUCAAAGUUGUUUCAGAUUUACCCGUGGGACAAAAUUUGCAAGAUCAUCCGUCAGUAGUAAUGGCUCACAAAAUGGGUCCGAUGCGUCCUAUACCACCAAGAAAUCCUCACGAGCAGGUAGUACAAAUAAUGGAAGGUCGUGUGGCCGUAGAUGAACGCCAAAAACGUGCAGACUACCUACUUCGACUAGAAAAGUGUAAGGGACUGGAACAAGGAACUCAUGCUUACUGGAAGUGUUAUGUUCUAGAAAUGGCUUCGACUUUGAACAACUUUGUCGGCACAUGUGCCAUGGGAUCUGUUGUGGAUUCAGAACUUCGAGUGAUUGGUGUGAAAGAUGGAGAUCAAUUUGAUUUUAUCGUUGUGGGAGGUGGCACAGCGGGAUGUCUCAUAGCUAGCAGACUUGUGGAAACCGGCAAUGUGAGCGUACUACUUAUAGAAGCUGGAACAUAUCCGCCAUUGGAAUCAGAUCUAUCAGGGCUAUUUCCGUUUCUAAAAGAUUCAAAAUAUGAUUGGAAUUUUACGUCUGUUCCUGAUGACUUAGCUGCAAAGAACCACAAGGGUAAUGUCAUUCAUAUGUCUCAAGGAAAAAUGUUGGGAGGCUCUGGAUCCUCAGGAUUUGGAGCGUAUGCACGAGGGUAUCCACAUGAUUACGAUGAUUGGGCAGCCAUCACUAAUGAUAGCUCUUGGUCAUGGAAAGCAGUAUUACCUAUAUUCCAGGAAAACGAAAAACUCAUUGAUGAAAAAAUCCUCAAAUCUCACGACCAUUAUUAUGGCACGAAAGGCAAAAUUUACUUAAAGAAAACAUACUACAAAAGAAAUCGCAACUUCUUUAAUGCUUUGAAAGAAAUAGGCUAUGAUUAUCAUAUAGACAUCAAUCCAAACCACCCGAUAGGAUUCACCAAUUUAAUGUUUAACAUCGGUAACAAAACCCGACAAAGUACGGCUCAUAAGUUUCUCAGUCCCCUCAAAAAUCAUCCGAAUUUGCAUCUCAUGAUCAAUACCUUAGCAACGAAAGUAAUAUUUAAUGAUAAAAAGACUGCAAUUGGGGUAGAAGUGAUGACAGAAGACAACAAAAUACUAAGAUUGAAGGCUAAGAAAGAAGUCAUAGUAACAGCUGGUACUAUUAAAUCACCGCAUCUACUUAUGCUUUCGGGAAUAGGUCCAAAACGUCACUUAGAGAAAAAAGGCAUUAAAGUUAUAGCAAAUUUACCUGUGGGGCACAAUUUUCAAGACCAUAUUAAUAGUAUUCUGGUUUAUAAAAUGACAAAAGCAUCGCUAGCUAGCAAUCUUGGAGAUCCUUAUGAAUACCCAUAUGUUGUUUUCGAUGGAUAUGUUGCUCUGAAUAAGUCUCAACGCUACGCAGAUUAUGAAACCAUCUGCGCUCACUUUGGCGACAGCCUAACAUUUGAGGGCUUAUGUGCAUUCUUUUUCAGUUACAACAAUGAAUUUUGUGACACUCUAAAUAAGGGUCUCGAUAACAAAGAAGUGCUUUUGGUAUUCAUCACAUACUUGAAUCCCGAAUCGAGAGGACGAAUUCUACUUAACAGUACAGAUCCCAGAGACUAUCCAUUGAUAAUUCCAAAAUAUUAUACUAAAAGUAUAGAUAUUAAGAAACAUGCUAGUUAUCUGGAAGAUUACAAUCGUGUUCUGCACUCAACAUAUUUUAGACAAGUGGAAGCUGAAUUAGUAGAUCCUAAAUUGAAGUCUUGUGAAGGUUUAGAAAGAGGUACAAAGGAGUAUUGGAAGUGUUACGCCGUUGCGACUGGUGACACAGCUCAUUAUUUUGUUGGUACCUGUGCUAUGGGGACUGUUUUGGAUUCAAAGCUUCGGGUCCAUGGCGUGAAGCACUUACGCGUGGCGGAUGCUAGUGUUAUGCCAACGAAUGUACGAGGACUGCCUCAGGGGACAGUGAUGAUGAUAGCACAGAAAGCUGCAGACAUGAUCAUUAUGGAACAUGGGUUAAAACGACACACUUCACCGUGUGACUAAUCUGUUAACUAAACAAAUGUAUUCUCCGCUUCUUACUGUACCUCUGCAUUUUUUAUCAUUAAUAAAGUGAACAUCUCUGUC
Molecule: messenger RNA, 3066 nt
Organism: Helicoverpa zea (corn earworm)
Lineage: Eukaryota; Metazoa; Arthropoda; Insecta; Lepidoptera; Noctuidae
Product: ecdysone oxidase-like
Exons: 6
Coding region: 1-2985 (994 amino acids)
Molecular function (GO): flavin adenine dinucleotide binding; oxidoreductase activity, acting on CH-OH group of donors
Source: RefSeq, a predicted model, not a curated record